Messenger RNA from Ficedula albicollis (Collared flycatcher), 3429 nucleotides. It is a transcript of the gene FAM184A, whose product is annotated as family with sequence similarity 184 member A. Bases 141 to 3260 code for a protein of 1039 amino acids. The record is from RefSeq and is a predicted model, not a curated record. Lineage: Eukaryota; Metazoa; Chordata; Aves; Passeriformes; Muscicapidae. The transcript has 17 exons.
UAUAUGCUUUGAACACUAAAAAUGAUGAACAUGAAGCAGCUAUCCAAGCCCUUAAGGAUGCUCAUGAAGAAGAAAUCCAACAAAUUCUUGCAGAGACCAGAGAGAAGAUCUUGCAGUAUAAAAGUAAAGUGGCGGAAGAAAUGGAUCUCAAGAGAAAGAUUCAGGUUUUGGAAGAGUCACUGGAAGAUCACAAAAAGAUGAAACAUCAGGCCUUGACAGAAUUUGAAGCAUAUAAGGAUAGAGUUGAAGAUAUGCAGCUUUGUGCAGAAGCUCAGCAUGUCCAACGUGUAGUGACCAUGUCAAGGGAAGUAGAAGAGAUCAGAAAGAAAUUUGAGGAAAGGCUACGAAGUUUCAUACAGUUACAAGUACAGUAUGAGAAGGACAAGCGUACAGCUCUGGAAGACUUAAAAGCUGCCCACAGGCUUGAAAUUCAAGAACUUCUGAAGACUCAUCAGAGUCAGAAUGCUACUUUAAGUAAGGGGCAAGAGAAGCUGGAGGAAUUGCAUAGACUGGAGCUGGAAGACUUGAACAGUAAAGUCGAAGAGUUAAGGCUGGAAAAAAAAAAGCUCACUGAGGACUAUGAAGGCAAACUCAGCAAAGCACAGUCCUUCUAUGAACAUGAACUUGACUCUUUGAAAAGAUCUCAGCUUUUUACAGCAGAAAGUCUACAUGCUUGCAAAGAGAAAGAAGUGGAGCUAAGAAAAGAAUUUCAGAACCAGGAAAGUAUGUUACGGAAGAAUCUGGGGAAGCUUAAAACUGAAUUGCAAAUGGUCCAGGAUGAAGCUGCCAGUCUACGGGAAAAAUGCCAAAAACUUCAGGUGGCUCUUGGUACAGCAGAAAACAAUGUUCAGGUUCUUCAAAAACAGCUGGAUGAUGUGAAGGAGGAGGAGAUGUCAUUGUUAAGCAAACACAAAGAAGUGGAAAGUGAGCUUGCAGCUGCUAGAGAGCGCUUACAGCAGCAGGCCACUGAUCUUGUUCUCAAAGCCAGUCACAUUGGAAUGCUUCAAGCUACUCAAAUGACUCAAGAAGUUACAAUCAGAGACUUGGAAUCAGAAAAGUCUAGAUUAAAGGAAAAAUUGUCCCAGCUCGAAGAGGAAAGAAAUUUAUUGCAAAGCAAAACACAGAGUCUGGAUGAGCGACAAAGACAGCAAAUUCUGGCAUUGGAGAAGAAAGUAAAUGAAGCACGGGAAACACAACGUGAAUAUUAUGAGAAGGAGCUGGUGAAAUUACAAGCAAGAUUGGAAGGAGAGGCUGCACAGUUAAAGGAGGCUCAUUCCAAGACCUUAGAAGAAUUGGCAUGGAAACACCAUACUGCGAUUGAGGCUGCACACAGUAAUGCUAAUAAGGAUAAGAAGAAACUGCAGAUGGAAUUGGAGCAGCAGUUUGAGAAGGAGAAACUGCAUUUGGAGGAUGAUAAGAAUCAGCUCCGACAGCAGCUGGAAAACGUGAAGGAAGAGCUGACAACGAAGCUGACUUCUGCCAAUCAGGAGGUGUGUCGUCUGCAAGAUCUGGUACGAAAAAGUGAGCAAGGCCUUGGGACUGCAGAAGGACACAUCUCCAGUCUUCAAGAAGCUCAGGAAAUACUCCAGAAAGAACUAGAAUUAACUAGAGCAAGACUGCGAGAGACCACAGAUUCACUGUAUAGUGUUGAGGGAGAGCUAGAUCAGGAGAGACAACAGCAUGAGGCAAUGAUUGCUGCCAUGAGAGAGGAGGAAAAGUUCAAAGUUGACAGAAUGGCACGUGACUUGGAAAUAAAAUGGACAGAAAAUCUUCGACAGGAAUGUAAUAAGCUUCGUGAAGAGCUGAGGCUGCAGCAUGAAGAGGACAAGAAGGCAGCCAUGACUCAGCUGUUGCAGCUGAAAGAACGUGAAAAAAAUGCAGCAAGGGAUGGAUGGCAAAAAAAGGUCGAAGAUCUUUUAGACCAGAUCUCCUUACUGAAGCAGAAUCUGGAGAUGCAGCUUUCCCAGUCACAGAGCUCUUUGCAACAGCUACAAGCCCAGUUCAGUCAGGAGCGACAGAGGCUGACUCAGGAGAUCCAGGAAUUAGAAGAAGAGCAUCAGCAAAGGCAUAAGUCACUUCAGGAAGCCCAUAUCCUUGCCUUUCAAAACAUGGAAGAAACAAAAGAGCAAGAACAAAAGGAAUUAGAAGAACGUUUACAACAGAAGCACUCAGAAGAACUUCAUGCACUGAAAGAAACACAUAAACAAGCCAUGGAAGGCUUUAAAUUGGAGAUGGAACAGGAACUUCAGACUCUGCGAUUUGAGCUGGAGGAUGAAGGAAAAGCUAUGUUAGCUUCCUUGCGCUCAGAGCUCAACCACCAACAUGCAGCAGCAAUUGACCAGCUGAGGCACAACCAUCAACAAGAACUGGUAGCUGCCAAAAUGGAGCUUGAAAGAAGCAUAGAACUCGGCAGGCGACAGGAAAAAGAAUUUUUAUGCCGAAUAUCAGAUCUACAAGAUGAACUGAGACACCGAGACCAUCACAUAGCUGAACUGGACAAAGAGAUUCUGCAUCUUCAUGAAAAUAUAAGUGCAUUGACAAAGGAAUUAGAGUUUAAAGGGAAAGAAAUUCUUAGAAUACACAGUGAAUCCAACCAACAGAUCAGGAUGCAUGAGCAAGAUUUAAGCAAGAAACAUGAGAAAGAGCUGGAUGUCUUGACAGCAGAUCACAUCAGAGAGAAACAAAGCAUGCUGGCAGAUUUUAAUAAGACCCAAGAGCUGCUCAAGGAAAUUAAUUCAGCUUUACAAAUUUCUUUAGAAGAAAUGGAAGAAAAAUAUAAAAACAGAGAAUCAAGACCAGAAGACUUGCAGCUUAUCUCAGAACUGAAAGACCUAAUUGCAGAGCGGGACCAACUCAUAAAGAAAUUGAUUGACGACAAAAAGUUCUAUCAGCUGGAACUAGUAAACAGGGAGACUAACUACAACAAAAUGUUUAAUGCAAGCCCUAAUGUUGGUGUUAUUAAUCCAUUGGUGAAGCAAAAGAAGAAGAACGAUAAAUCAACAAACAGGUUUGUGAGUGUCCCCAAUCUAAGUGCUCUGGAAUCUAGCGGAGUGGUGGGCAAUGGACAUCCAAACCGCCUGGACCCCAUUCCUAACUCACCCAUCCACGAUAUUGAGUUCAACAGCAGCAAACCACUACCACAGCCAAUGCCACCCAAAGAGCCCAAGACGUUUUUGAGCCCUCCUCAGACUGAUGCCUCACCAGUGGCUUCACCAGACCCACAACGCCAGGAGUGGUUUGCCCGAUACUUUACGUUCUGAGAGAUGAUUUGUUUUUGUGGCACAGCGUGAUGUGGACUGUUUGUAAGAGCAUGACCUUAAGUAAACCCUCAUGUGAACAAGCUUUCCUGUAAUUUGUCAAACACUGUGAAUGAGAAAGUAUUUGUCUUUCUGAUUUGAAACUGCACUGUAUUUCAUGUUAUUUGUUGGA